AUAUUUAGAAAAUCAAAAAUGUUAUUUCACGAUUUGUAUGUGACUAAUAGUAAUUGUGUUCAUAUAUAAAGGGUACACGAAAAAGAUUUCGUCAUUUUUAGACCUCACGCGUCCGAUUUAAGUUAUAAAACGUAAUACUAGAAUUUUCUAUAAUGGAAUUUCCUCAUAUUGGAAAAAACUGUUGCUACAAGACGUGCAACAAACUUGACUUCCUGCCUAUGAAAUGCGAUGCUUGUCGGCAGGUAUACUGUUCUGACCACUUCACAUAUGUAAAACACGAUUGUCCAGCACCAAAUACAAGAGACGUUCAAGUCCCUGAAUGCCCUCUAUGUGGAAAACCGGUACCAGGGAAAAGGGGCGAGCCUCCAGAUGUAGCCGUCGGUGCUCACAUUGAUAAUCAAUGCACAUCAGACCCAGCUAGAGAAAGACGGAAUAAAGUGUUUACAAACAAAUGUUCAUACAAAGGCUGCAAAACGAAAGAAAUGGUGCCUCUUGUGUGUGGGGAAUGCUCACUCAACUACUGCUUACGGCAUCGGCACGCAGCUGACCACGCGUGUGAAGGCAAAUUUGCUGCAAAGAGAAGAAAAGCAGCUGAAGCAGCAAUGGCGCGAAUGAAGGCGAAUGAAAACAAAAUAGCAAAUGUGAGACAAAUACCAAGUGGUGUUACGACAGCUGACAUACAAGGAAAUAUGACUGAAGAUGAAGCAUUGGCCCAUGCCCUGGCGCUAUCACUACAAGAUGAAGGAUCUAGUGUUCAAAGUAAUGAUGCCAUGAGGAGUAUGAGACAGCGAGUGGGUGGUGAACCUAAUUCUAGGUGUAGUGUAUCUUAGCAGCUCUAAAUGAAGACCUAUAAAAAUAUGAAUGACGGGUUCAAGGAAA
Messenger RNA from Zerene cesonia (dogface butterfly), 879 nucleotides. Its product is annotated as AN1-type zinc finger protein 2A-like. The transcript has 6 exons. Lineage: Eukaryota; Metazoa; Arthropoda; Insecta; Lepidoptera; Pieridae. Bases 153 to 830 code for a protein of 225 amino acids. Gene Ontology annotation, biological process: proteasome-mediated ubiquitin-dependent protein catabolic process; protein targeting to ER. Gene Ontology annotation, molecular function: zinc ion binding. Gene Ontology annotation, cellular component: endoplasmic reticulum; cytoplasm. The record is from RefSeq and is a predicted model, not a curated record.